CCCUGCUAUGAUGGGUCCCUUAGUUGUUUCCUGGGACAAUCCAACUACCCACCCGGUAACUGGGUAUGUGUCUUGGUCUUAUCUGAUUUGGUGUCUCAUCUGACUAAGUGCCAGGGAUUUAGGGUGUGGGAGUUUUGUAUUAUUUGGUGUGAAACAGCCAAGCAGGGUUCAAAUUGGAAGGUCCCAAAUGACUUCACAUCUAGAUUUAGACUAAGGUAAACACAUGUCAUUAGUAUUGUGGUAGAACCUGAUGAGACACUGAGCAACUUGAAGACAAGUUCCUUCCCCAGGAAUGGUUUAUAAUCACAUUAUUUUAUCUAUGAAAAUAGAAUAAUGAGAAAAAAUAUUUUGCAUUGAUUGAAUUAAACAGUGUAGUUCUGAUUGGACUGGUACAUCUAGCUCAGGGUAAGCUGUGUUGUACUCUCAUUGUCUUAUGAAGUUAAAAUAGGCCUAUCCCACAAUCCAGCAAUUCUCUCUCUCAGGGAUUUAGCCAAAGGCAAUGAAAACACCUGUGUACAAAAAUCCUGGCAUGUGCAAAUCCUGGCACCUUUAUUCAUAAUAGCUAAAAGUUUGAAACAACUCUACAGUAUAACAAUUGAGAAAAGAAGAGAUUCCCCAGGAGCCACGUCAGGGCCCACAGCCUUGUGACAAGGAAGGGAGUCACUUGCUGCACAGCUCUGAAAAAGGAAAUCCAGGAGCGGCCCCUUUAAGAGGAAGUUAAGUCAAGGCCCUGCCUACCUUUCUCUUGCGACUGCAUUUCCCAGUGCCCCUCGCAGUUGAGUCUUGGCGUUGCCAAGGAGAAUGGGUAAAGCACUCCUCCUGGGCCGGAUGCAGGAGUGAUACUACACUAACUAGAAGGCGCAGGAAGACGGUGGUGGGCUCUGGACCAAUGACAGCUCAGGAGAAGAGCUAUUUCCUGCGUUUCUCUGAAGUGGGGGCAGGACUUCCGGUGUCGCCAUUGUGGGCGUUCAUUUUGCUCUCGACAGGUCGUCCCAUCCUGCCCUUGGGUACAGGAGUGCUAGGUCUGGCCCUUCCGAGACGCUUCCUCGGGACCACUCGGGACAGUUAGAAGGAUGGGGCCGACCAGCGAACCUUUGUACGCGCCAUGAUCCCUGUUACAGGGGCCUCCUCCGCACUGGUCCUCAGCCACCGUGGCCCGCAGAGGUGGCCCCUGCGCCUGGAGCGCAUUUACACAGUGGAGACUGAGGCCUGGGGCUUGACGAUCGGCCUGCGGUCUUCCCGCCCAGUGGACUGUGGGCGUCCCCGAGCCCGCAGGGCCUGCCCAGUCCGAUGGCUGUGGUGGCGCCGAUGGCCCUGGCGCGGCUGUGUCCAUCAUGGCAGAGCCAGGUGACCUUUGAGGAUGUAGCUGUAUAUUUCUCCCAGGAGGACUGGGGCUCCUUGAUGAGGCUCAGAGGCACCUGUACCGUGAAGUGAUGCUGGAGAACUUUGCACUUGUGGCCUCACUGGGACUUACAUCCUCCAAGUCCUGUGUGGUUGCUCUCCUGGAGCAGGGUAAAGAGCCCUGGGUGCCAGACAGGGUGGAUAUGCUUCUGGUCACAAGACGGGCUGAGAUGGAGCCUUGCCCUGAUUGCUGGUGUGCAGUGAAGGAAGCCCCAUCUGAGCAGGGUGUUUCUGAAGAAAAUGUGUUCUGGUUCAGGACCUCUGAGAUAGGGACUUCCACCCAGAAAGCCAAGAUCUGUGACAUAUGUCACCCAGUCUUCAAAGAUAUUUUGUGCCUGUCUGAGCACCAUGGAAUAAACCCUGGACAGAAGCUGUAUAUCUCUGGGGCAUGUGAGAGAGGCUUCUGUAUCAGUGGGAACCAGGCCCACAAAGAACACAGUGCUGAGAAGCCCUUGAUGUGCAUGGAGAGUGAGAAGGAUAUCCUGGAAGUCCGUGACCUCUUCCAGCACCAGGCAACCUCCAGUGGGGUUAAGCUACAGAGGAGCACUGAGCACAGGGCAGCCUUCCCAUCCAGCUCCAAUCUCAGACAGGAACAAGGAGUCUUUGAUGCACAGAAGCCCUUCAAGUGCAGCAAAUGUGGGAAAACCUUCCUGAAGGCCUUUGCACUCCUCGACCACCUGCUAAAUCAGGCUGAAGAGAGACACUUCAGGUACCCCACAGGUGGAAAUGCCCCCAGGGAGAAUUCAAUACAUGUUAAUCAUGAAGCAUUUCACACUGGAGAAACAUCCCAUGUGUGUACAGGAUGUGGGAAGGCCUUCAGCCAUCAGUUUCAACUGAGGACACAUCAGAAAAUUCACACUGGAAAAACACAUCACAAUUGCAGGGAAUGUGGGAAAGUCUUCACCCGCAAACACUCACUCGUUCAGCACCAGAGAGUUCACACUGGAGAAAGGCCUUAUGAGUGUCACCAGUGUGGGAAGGCCUUCACUCGUAGCUUCCAUGUUAGCCGGCAUCAAAAAGUUCAUAACACAGAAAGACCUUAUGAGUGUAGACAGUGCCGGAGAGUCUUUAGUUGUAUCUCUAACUUUGUUGAGCACCAGAAAAUACACACAGGAGAAAGGCCUUAUGAGUGCAAUGAAUGUGGGAAAGCUUUCAUUAACAACUCCCAUCUUGCUCGGCACCAAAAAGUUCAUAACACAGAAAGGCCUUUUGAGUGUAGCCAAUGUGGGAAAGCCUUCCGGCAAACCUCCAAACUUAUUCUACAUCAAAGGAGUCAUACUGGAGAAAGACCUUAUAAGUGCAAACAAUGUGGGAAAGCCUUCAGUUGCCUCUCCAACCUCAUUCCACACCAGCGUAUUCAUACUGGAGAAAAGCCUUAUGAAUGCUUAGAGUGUGGCAAAGCCUUCAGUCAAAGUUCUGCCUUCAUUCAGCACCAGAAGGUUCACACUAGAGAAAGACCUUAUGAAUGCAGUGAAUGUGGGAAAUCCUUCAGCUAUAGCUCUAACCUUGUUAAGCACCAGAAAGUUCACACUGGAAAAAGGCCUUAUGAAUGCAGCCAGUGUGGGAAAGCCUUCAGUGAAAGCUCCAUCCUCAUUCAGCACCAGAGAGUUCAUACUGGGGAAAAACCUUAUGAGUGCAACAAAUGUGGAAAAGUUUUUCGCUACAGUUCUAACCUUUCUAAGCACCAGAAAAGUCACACUAGAAAAGAGCCUUCUAAGUGCAGUGGACACGGGAACACCUCAGUCAAAAUCCCAGUCUCAUUCAACACCAGAAAGGUCACACAAGAGAAAGGCCUUAGGAUUGUGAGUAACUUGGGAAAGCACUUAGCUGAGGCCUUCUCCUUGUUCACCACAAAAGGAUUCACUCAUGAGAAAACUUCUGUGAGAGGUUUUGGAAAGAAGCCAUCAGUUGAAAUUUGAAAUUUGCACAUCCCAGCACUACUCCUGGGGGAGAUUACCUGUGAGUGCCAGAUUUGUGGGACACUUUCAGAAGCUAUGUUACACUCUCUAACUCGUCCAGGCCCUUUGUCAGAUAAUGCCACUGCCAGUUGCCAUCUCACCUCUACCAGAUGGUAGACCUCCACAGUGUGCACCCAUCAUACUCAGGGACAGACCUCUGUGGUCUCUCUCUCAUUCCCUGGAGGCAAUUAUGAGUGAUGGGAAGCCAUUGGAGCCACCUCAUUUCCCAUCUUUCCCCUGACCCAAACGGUUUAGGCUUUGCCCUGACCUAGUUCUCUCCAAGAGGAUCUGGAGUCUCUUGAGGACUUCCAAAGAAGAUUUUUCCUUCUUGGUCCUUGUUGAGUCUACUGGUGACACCUGUAAUGGAUUUAUCCAGCUUCCAAAUCAUCCAACCCUGGAAACACCUACCUCCAGAGUGUGUGAUAAUAAAGGCCUUAUUAUUCAAGCCA
Microcebus murinus (gray mouse lemur) is the source of this 3808-nucleotide messenger RNA. NCBI's taxonomy places the organism in Eukaryota, Metazoa, Chordata, Mammalia, Primates, Cheirogaleidae. The record is from RefSeq and is a predicted model, not a curated record.